UUACAAUUUUGUAUCUGCCCGAUCAAGAUGCGACUGUACGCCAUAUUUUUGGUAGUCAGUGUGACUUAUAGUAAUUUGUAUGUCUCUUGUGAUAAAUCAAAAGCUGAUUUAUCCCUUAAAAACGGUGGAGGACCACUUGAAAAUAGACAACUUGAAAAUAUACAACCUGAGAAUAUACAACCUGAGAAUAUACAACCUGAAAAUACAGAACCUGAGCUUAAGCCACCUGAGAAUAAAGAACCUGAGAAUGAAGAACCUGAGAAUAAAGAACCUGAGAAUGAAGAACCUGAGAAUAAAGAACCUGAGAAUAAAGAACGUGAGAAUAAAGAACCUGAUGUUAACCAACCUGAACACAACCAACCGCAGACAGUCAAUCCACCUACCGAACAAGAUAAUGAACUAACGACAAAAUUGCGAAAUAUACUUGGAAAUUUUGCGAAAUUACUUUCGACAAUAUUUCGAAACAUGAUACAUGAAUAAAAUAAGGGAUGUCUACCCGAAAAUUCAAACGUAAGAAGUUAUUUUGAAUACACAAUUUUAGAUUUUUUUUUGUAAUAAAAAGUCGGAGGAAUGUUUUAAAACGCCAGAUAA
Messenger RNA from Drosophila willistoni, 591 nucleotides. RefSeq lists its product as uncharacterized. The coding region runs from base 80 to 403 and encodes 107 amino acids. The record is from RefSeq and is a predicted model, not a curated record. The transcript has 2 exons. NCBI's taxonomy places the organism in Eukaryota, Metazoa, Arthropoda, Insecta, Diptera, Drosophilidae.